GCGGAACAGGGCCUGAAGCUACUGAAAGCCACGGAAGCUACGGGCGCGGAGUACGAUGCCGGCGCUGCUGAGGCUUACAAGAGAGAGAUCGAGGCCAAGAUCGCGAAGCUGGAGAUGGAGGCAACCCAGCUGACCGGCAAGGACAACAAGAAGGAGCGCUCCGCCAAGGGCAAAGAGGUGGCUGACUUGAAGAACGAGCACAAGUACGUGGACGCCUGCAAGAUCGUGAAAGGCCUCGAGUCGAAGUUCGGGCAUUUCGUCACGAAGGAGGCCGUGCGCCCGGAGAUCGAAGCUGCGGAGCCCGUUCAGGAGGCUGUUGAGACCAAGCCCAAGAAGGAGAACAAGAAGGAGAAGAAGGCGGAAAGCACGGGCUUGAGCCAUGAGGAGCUGAAGGAACUGGAAGACCUUAAGCAGAAGAUCAUCGAGGAGAAGGCCAUCCUGAAGGAACAGGGCCUCAGCGGGGGACAGAUCAACAAGAACGAGAAGAUUGUGGCGAUGGUCAACCGGCUGAAUGAGCUCAAGGAGAAGCAGGAUCCUGGCAGCUCCAAGAAGGACAAGGACGCGAAGAAGGACUCGAAGAAGAAGACGCCCCUCAGUGCGGAUGAGCAGAAGGAGUACGCGCAGCUCCAAGGCGACCUCGAGGUGUACAAGGCGAAGCUGCGAAACGAGUUCGGAUACAGCAACAAGGACAUGAAGGCGGAUCCGGAUUUGAAGGACAUGGAAGCCCGUCUCGCGGCCUUCGAGAAACGCAGCUGA
Symbiodinium natans is the source of this 756-nucleotide messenger RNA. The record is from the annotation of a GenBank genome assembly. Lineage: Eukaryota; Dinophyceae; Suessiales; Symbiodiniaceae.